Molecule: messenger RNA, 3468 nt
Organism: Dichotomopilus funicola
Lineage: Eukaryota; Fungi; Ascomycota; Sordariomycetes; Sordariales; Chaetomiaceae
Exons: 2
Coding region: 1-3468 (1155 amino acids)
Biological process (GO): DNA-templated transcription
Cellular component (GO): RNA polymerase III complex
Molecular function (GO): DNA binding; ribonucleoside binding
Source: RefSeq, a predicted model, not a curated record
AUGGGUGCGAUCGACGACGGUUUCGAGGCGUUGCUGGAGCCAUUCUACAAUGGCAAGAAGCUGACGGACCCAAUUUCUACUAAAGAGGAUAAGUAUCAGCUUUUGCCCGCUUUCCUCAAGGUUAAAGGUCUCGUCAAACAACACAUCGAUUCAUACAACUUCUUCGUCGAGCAAGAAAUCAAGGACAUCGUCAAGGCGAACCGAUCGAUCCGAAGCGACCAAGAAAAAGACUUUUGGCUCGAGUUCACCGACAUCCGUGUCGGCACCCCGACACGCAAUGACUACACCGACUUCAAGGCCCGUGACGAGGUCACGCCCAUGGAGUGCCGUCUCCGCGACAUGACCUACGCCGCCCCCGUCGUCGUCGACAUCACGUAUUCGCGCGACCGCAAAAAAAUCGUUCGCAAGGACAUCCCGCUCUGCCGGAUCCCCGUCAUGCUCAAGAGCGCGAAAUGCUGUCUCAGCGGCGCCAACAAUGCGCAGAUGGAGGUCAUGAACGAGUGUCCGCUCGACCCGGGCGGCUACUUCAUCAUCAACGGGACGGAAAAGGUCAUCCUCAUCCAGGAACAACUCAGCAAGAACCGUGUGAUUGUAGAGGCGGAUGAGAAGACGGGCGGCGUGUCGGCUUCGGUCACGAGUUCCACGCACGAGCGUAAAUCCAAGACCUACGUCAUCCUCAAGAAGGACCGGAUCGCCCUCAACCACAACGUUCUCGUCGAGCCGAUCCCGAUUGUCAUCGUCCUCAAGGCGCUGGGCGGUCUCUCGGAUUAUGAAAUUAUGGAGCUCGUCGCGGGUGGGGAUGCGCGGUACCAGGAUGAUUUCCUGAUCAACUUUGACGAGGCGACCAAGGCCGGGGUGUUUACACAGCAGCAAGCGUUGGAAUAUGUCGGGUCGAGGGUCAAGAUGGGAGGGCCGAAGAAAGGGCGGUCCAUGGCGGCUCCUCGGCGUAGUCCCGUCGAGGAAGGCCUGGAUGCGCUGGCGGGCAUCAUCAUCGCCCAUGUUGAGAUUGAAGACCUGGAUUUCUACCCCAAGGCCAUCUACAUCGCCAUGAUGGUCCGGCGCGUGCUGAUGGCAGCGCACAACCCCAAGCUAGUGGAUGACCGCGACUUUGUUGGUAACAAGCGCUUGGAGUUGGCCGGACAGUUGUUGUCUCUGCUGUUCGAAGACAUGUUCAAGAUGUUUGUGGGCAGUCUCAAAGGCAACAUGGAGUACUUUUUCAAGAAGCCCAACAGGACCUCGGCCUACGACCCCGUCGGCCCCAUCAGCAGCCAGGGGCAGUACAUCACCCAGGGUCUCAACCGGGCCAUCCAGAGCGGGAAUUGGAACGUCAAGCGGUUCAACAUGAACCGGGCGGGCGUCACACACGUGCUGAGCAGACUGAGUUACAUUGCCGCGCUGGGCAUGAUGACCCGUAUCAGCAGUCAGUUUGAGAAGACGAGGAAAGUGAGCGGACCCCGUGCACUUCAGCCGUCGCAAUGGGGUAUGCUCUGCCCGUCCGAUACACCAGAGGGUGAAGCCUGUGGUUUGGUGAAGAACUUGGCCUUGAUGACCCAUAUUACCACCAACGCUGAAGAGGAGCCGGUCAAGAACUGGAUUUUUGGCAUCCUCCCCGGCGUCGAGCCGAUCCGGAUGUUCACGGGCACGGAGAUGCACAAGCCCGGAUCGUACAUUAUUCACCUAAACGGCACGCCGUUUGCGCUCACGAAACACCCGAAACAGUUUGCGUCGCGAUUCAAGACUAUGCGUCGUCGCGGCCAUAUCUCUCCGUUUAUCGGGAUUCACAUCAACGAGCACUUCUCGGCCAUCCACAUCGCCACCGACGAGGGGCGCAUUUGUCGUCCUUAUAUCAUUGUGAAGGAUGGGAAGCCGAAGCUUAAGGAGCAACACUUGAAACUUUUGCAGAUGGGCAAAGCGACAUUUGACGAUUUCCUCAAGGGCAGCGUGAUCGAGUACUUGGACGUCAACGAGGAGAACGAUGCGUUGAUCGCCAUCAGCGAGACCGACGUCAACCAGUCAACCACGCACAUGGAAAUCGAGCCCUUCACGAUCCUAGGCGCCGUCGCCGGGCUCAUCCCCUUCCCGCACCACAACCAGUCCCCGCGUAACACAUACCAAUGCGCCAUGGGCAAGCAAGCCAUCGGCGCCAUCGCAUACAACCAGUUCAACCGCAUCGACACCCUCCUGUACACGCUCGUCUACCCGCAGCGGCCGAUGGUCAUCACCAAGACGAUCCAGCUCAUCCACUACGACAAACUCCCGGCUGGGCAAAACGCCACGGUCGUGGUCAUGUCAUACUCGGGCUACGACAUCGAAGACGCGCUGGUGCUGAACAAGGCAUCCUGCGACCGCGGGUUCGGGCGGUGCCAGGUGUUCCGCAAGUACACCGCCGAGCUGCAGCAGUACCCCAACGGACGCAAAGACCGACUCGGCGGCAUCCAAAAGGACGAGGAAGGCCGGACGAUCGCCAAGCACGCCUGCCUCGAUAAGGAUGGGCUCGCAACAGUGGGCUACCGCGUGCACUCAGGCGAAACCAUGAUCAUGAAAGAAACCCCCAUCGACCAAACCUCCACCGGCAUCGGCAGCGACCGCGGAUCCGACGACUUCCGCCCCGCGGCCACCAACUACCGCAUCCCCGACCCAGCCUACAUCGACAAAGUCAUGGUCUCCAACACCGAAAAAAACACCGCCAUCAUCAAAGUCCAAACCCGCCAAACCCGCCGCCCGGAACUCGGCGACAAAUUCUCCUCCCGCCACGGCCAAAAGGGCGUAGUCGGCAUCAUCGUCGACCAAGAAGACAUGCCCUUCUCCGACACGGGCCUCGUCCCGGACAUCAUCAUGAACCCGCACGGUUUCCCCUCCCGCAUGACAGUCGGCAAACUCUUCGAAUGCCUCACGGGCAAAGCCUCUGUCAUCGCCGGCGAGCGCGACUACGGCUUCGGCGACGCCUUCCGCACCCACCCCGUCGAGGAAAUGGGCAAGGUCCUCAUCGACCACGGCUUCUCCUGGGAAGGCAAAGACUACUUCACCUCGGGCAUCACAGGCGACCCCCACGAAGCCUACCUCUUCAACGGGCCCAUCUACUACCAACGCCUCAAACACAUGGUCCAAGACAAAAUGCACUCCCGCUCGCGGGGUCCCCGCGCCAUUCUCACUCGACAACCAACCGAAGGCCGCUCACGCGACGGUGGAUUGCGGUUGGGCGAAAUGGAACGGGAUUGUCUGAUUGCGUAUGGAGCGUCGCAGUUGUUGUUGGAGAGGCUGAUGAUUAGCUCGGAUGGGACGCAGGUGGAUAUUUGUGAGCGGUGUGGGUUGUUGGGGUAUAAGGGGUUUUGUCAGACGUGUGCGAGCACAAGUCAGGUUACGCAGAUGACGAUGCCGUAUGCGGCGAAGUUGUUGGUGCAGGAGUUGAUUAGUAUGAAUGUGGGGGUCAGGAUGCAGUUGGAGGAUCGGUUUCCGCAUCCGAGGUAG